Maudiozyma saulgeensis is the source of this 1878-nucleotide messenger RNA. The record is from the annotation of a GenBank genome assembly. Lineage: Eukaryota; Fungi; Ascomycota; Saccharomycetes; Saccharomycetales; Saccharomycetaceae.
AUGGCUUUAGAACCAAUUGAUUGCACAACACACUCCAGAGAGAUUGAACAAGAGUACCAGAAAGUUGUUAGAGGUACAGAUGAUGAUACUACAUGGUUAAUCAUUUCCCCAAACGGACAAAAGGAAUACGUACCAUCCUCUACAGGAUCUGAUUUUUCUGAUUUCAUACAAUCCUUUGAUGAUGGUAAAGUUGAAUACGGUAUCGCUAGAGUAUCACCUCCAGGCUCUGAUGUCGGUAAAGUGAUUCUUAUUGGUUGGUGUCCAGAUUCUGCACCAAUGAAACCUAGAGCUUCAUUUGCAUCUAAUUUUGGUACUGUUGCCAAUUCUGUAUUACAAGGUUAUCAUGUACAAGUGACUGCCAGAGAUGAAGAUGACUUGAAUGAAAGUGAUUUGUUAACUAAGAUCAGUAACGCAGCAGGUGCUCGUUACUCUAUUCAAUCAAAUGUAUCAAAUGCUAGCCCUUCUUCUUCAGGUUAUAAUGCUCCAGUGAAGAAGGUAUUCACACCUGCCGUAAAGAAAGUAGAACCACCAAUGAAAAGUGAACCUGUACCCCAUGUGCGCCAAGAAGAGAAGGUACCUGUCAAUACUACUGCUACACCAUCUACUUCCAAUGAUGGUGAUGAUUGGGAUGAACCUGAGAUUAAGGAACGUGAUUUUGAAACCAAUCCAUUAAGUGGAAAUAAAUCAACUUAUCAACCAAUUGGUAAAAUUGAUCUGAAAAAAGUGAUCGCUGAGGAAACAGCUAAAGAAGAUCCACGGUUAGUACAUAAGAUUGAUCCAAAAGCAGAUAUUGCUCAUUUGAAAGAAGAAUCUAAAGAACAUAGAGACCAAGAUCUUGACAAUUUCUUGAAACAAGAGAAAGAUCACGUUCCUUCCUCUACAGCAGCUAUCGGUGGUACUAAACCUCCAUUAGUGAAAUCUGAUUUCAGCAGAAACGAUAACAGUGAUAAAGUAAUCCAAGGUUUCAAGACUGAAAAAUCUCCAGCACAACUAUGGGCCGAAAAGAAAAUGAAACAAACUCAACAAAAUAACGAUUCAAAUGUAUCUGCAUCUAUUACACCUGAGUCAAAUGAACCAGAAAGUGGAGUCGACCACAGCGAUGAAAUGAAUAUUGGUGAUUUGAAGUCUAGAUUUGAAAACCUAGGCACUGAAAACGAAAAGAAUACUGAUUCUGUUCCACCAGUAGGUAAAACAGCAAUUAUUGCACCAAAAACAUUUGGACAACCUGCUGCCAAUUCCGAAGCGCCUGCUAAGGAAGAAAAGAAACCAUUUAUACCUGGUAAUGUCGGUCAACGUUUACCAGGAAUGCAUGCUGAGGUUUCAGAACAUGAGGAGGAGGAUAAUGAUGAUUGGGAUGAAGAUGAAGAUGAAGAGGAAACACCAAGGAGAAAUCUUCCACCUCCUGUAAUGGAAACUAGAGAAGCUGGAUUGCAAGCACCUCUUCCUCCAAGAAGAACCGAACCAGAGCCAGAACAAGAACAAGAGCCUGAACCAGUAGAAGAACAAGAAGAACAAAAUGAGGCCUCAACUCCUUCCCUUCCUUCUAGAAAUAUUGUUCCUGAACCACAACCUGUUGAGGAAGCAGAAGAACAAGAAGAGAUUGAAGAGCCAUCACCAGCUUUACCAUCUAGAGGCGGUGUUCCUCCACCUCCACCUCAAAGAGCAAUUCAGGAAACAGAACCUGAAGUUGCUAAUGAGGCUCCUUGGGCCACAGCUGAAUAUGACUAUGAGGCUGGCGAAGACAACGAAUUAACUUUUGCUGAGAAUGAUAAGAUUAUUAACAUUGAAUUUGUGGAUGACGAUUGGUGGUUAGGUGAAUUAGAAAGUACAGGACAAAAGGGUUUGUUCCCAAGUAAUUAUGUGACACUAGGUAAUUAA